GCAGUGUCCUGUUUGAAGCCUCGUCAGCAGUAUGCACAGUGCUCUGGUUGUGUGUCUGUGUAGAAGGUGAGUGUGUCUCUGAUUGCUGGUCUCUCUUCAGAGCGAGGCAGUGCCUGUUUGAAGCCUCGUCAGCAGUAUGCACAGUGCUCUGGUUGUGUGUCUGUGUAGAAGGUGAGUGUGUCUCUGAUGCUGGUCUCUCUUCAGAGCGAGGCAGUGUCCUGUUUGAAGAAAGCUCGUCAGCAGUAUGCACAGCGCUGUGAGGAGCUGGAAAAGGCUCGUGUGAGCAGCGCCCGGGCGGAGGAGGAGACGGGGGCAGCGGGCAGCGGCAGCAAGACUCUGGAUAAGAGGCGGCGCACACAGGACGAGGCUCACUGCAAGGCUCAGGAGGCAACAGCUCACUACAAAGCAUGUGUGACCGAGGCCAACACCCGACAGCAAGAGCUGAGCAGAGCGAAGGAGAGGAUCGUCAGCCACGUUCAUAAGCUCAUCCUCCAGGGGGACCUUGUGCUGAAGGAGGUGACCGUGAACAUGUUCCACUAUCAGAGGCUGCAGACUGAGCCAGCUCCCCAGGGCUUCCUGAACCUGGAGCUGACCUGCAGACCCUGUGAGCCGGGGGAGACCUACCUGUCCUUCAUCCAGAAGAGGAGACUCCGGGACCUGCCUGCAGAGAGAUUCACCUUCCAGGAGCUCCUCCCGCAGGGAAAGAGGUCAUCCUCCAGUGGCCAUCAGAAGGUCUGCAACAGCCAGCCCGGCACUGUGAUGGACAUGCCCCCCCUGCCUGACGAGACUUGUGGGAGGAGCUCGGUGGGGAUGAGACCAGGCAGCAGUGAUGCCGAGAGCUUAGGGGGCAGCUUUGAGUCUCCGCUGUCCAGCCCAGCUCACCCUGGCAGGAAGCUGUGGAAGGCACCCUCUACUGGCACCAUGUCCUCGGAGGACCUGGAAGAGAAGGAGGCGGGGCCACAGUACGAUGGAGAAUCGGGGGAUAAUUACGGUACCCUGGGAAGCCGCUUGAAGAACGUGUCUCUGUCCAGAGCAGCGCAGACGCACUGCCUGCGCAAGUCCAAGGGGAAAAUGUCCAAGUGCCGGCAGUGUGAGAAUUACAUCUACAUGAGCGGUGUUGAGUGUGAGGAGUGUAACCUGGCGUUCCACCGGAAGUGUCUGGAGCUGUGCGUGCCGGAGUGCGAGAGCCGGAAGCUGGGGGCGCAGGGGGGGGUGUUCGGGGUGGACUUUGCUCUCGUCCCCCGCAGAUUCCCAGAGGAGGUGCCCUUCAUCGUGCGCCGCUGCACUGCUGAGAUUGAGAGCCGAGCUCUGGGUGUGCAGGGAGUGUAUCGGGUUAGUGGUGCUAAGCCCAGGAUACAGAAGCUGUGCCAAUCCUUCGAGAGCCAGCGGGAGGAGGUGGAGCUAUCGGAACAUUCGCCUCAUGACAUCACUGGCGUCCUCAAGCACUUCCUCAAAGAGCUGCCGGAGCCGGUAGUGGUGUUUGACCUCUAUGACGAGUUCAUGGCUCUGGGGAAGGACAUCCAACGUGUGAGUGAUGGGCAUGACUCACCAGAGGCUGCUGGGAUACUGGACCUGAGCGCACGAGACCUGCUGUGCAGACUGCCGGCAUCCAACUACAACACGCUGAAACACAUCAUUGCACAUCUCUAUAGGGUCUCUGAGCAGUUCGAGGAGAACAAAAUGUCCCCCAGUAAUCUGGGCAUCAUCUUCGGGCCAACCCUGCUGCGCCCCCCGGUGUCGGGAGAUGUCUCCAUGAUUGCUCUGCUGGACUCGGGAUACCAGGCCCUGCUGGUGGAGUUCCUGAUCUCCCACUGCGAGAGCGUGUUCGGGCUGGACGAGCUGCCCCGCUCCUCCCCGGUGCUGGCAGGGGGAGAGGGGGCGAGGGAGAGGGACAGGCAGGCGCAGCGCCCGCGCUCCUUGGAGAGCGUCCCCAUGAAGCGAGACUCGAGCGAGGGCUAUAUAUCCGACAAGUCGUCUUCCAAUGAGGCGGUCGAUCAGCUCAGCCCAGACACCAAUGAGAGCGCAGUUGUCGACUCAGCUAUGACCCCAGCACUCGGUUCCACAGAGGGGGCAGAUUUAGAUUCAGAGCCAGCGGGAAGCACUCAGUCCAGGGGGCACUUCAGCCGUCAGCCCAUCAAGUACCAGCGGCAGCCGGUUCCAUCUAGAAUCCUCCCGGUGAUCCUGAAGAACAGUCUGCCUCGUAUCCCCUCGGAGCUGCAGAGUGAGGAGCAGGCGUCCCCCGAGCAUAGGGCCAGGCCAGGCAGCAGGAGCUCCACCCCAGAGCGGCCCAGGCUGGAGAUCACACAGGAAACUGCCAGGCUUCUCUGCAAGGCCCGUGGGGAUGGAUCCGGGAUCGGGCUUCUCCAGGACACGUGCUCCGAGGCCAGCAAGGAGCAGUGGAAGCCAACAGGAAACAGCCAGGCUGAACAGCCCUGUCGGGAAUCGCAGGUGGACGGCCUUGCCAAGCACAACAACAACCAGUCCAACAGUAACGCAGUCUACGCUGGAGAUGGGAACUCUGUGGAGAAGAUCCUGUCUGGACUGAGGCUUCGACAGACCGACACAGCCCGGGGCAGGCAGCUCCAUUUCAUGUGAUCAGAUUGGAAACUCGAGCAUGCUUUGGUGGAAAUGGGUCGUCCUGUUGAGCGAAAUACUGUUCUCUCUGGACUGGAACACUUUGCAUUUACUCCCAGUGACACUUCUUCAGCCCUGAAGGAAUUGGUCUCUGAUUAUUGACAUAAGGUCCCUGCAGAAUUAUUUAAAAACUUUAUUAUAAACUGUGUUUGACUGUCGCUGACUUAUUUACCACAGUCAGGGCCAGAAUACAUUCUGUACCUCACAUUUGUUUUAAGAAUCCAGACCCUUUUAGCUCAGUGGUUUGUUUUCUCUGUGAACUCAAGUGCUACUGGCUGCAGCCGCCCGGGGCAAUCGCACGAAUGCCGUUCGUAGGGUGUUGCUUCAGCUCAUUGCAGGCGUGUUUUGUAUGUGCUCUGAUCUUACAAGAAACACCCCCUUGUUCUUCUGAAGUAACAGCCUUCUUCAAUAAGAACAGCAAGGUCUGGGAAAAGACCAUUCGGCCCAUCAAGACUCGUCCCUUGUUUACCCCUCUUAGUAGGUGAUGUUGCUCUUGAAAUGCUGUUAAGAGAUCUGUGAUUUGUUGGUUACACCACCGCUUAGACCUCUAGUUUGUAUGGUGCCAGGCUUGGCAGUCCCUCGUCUUUGCAGAAACUUAUUUUGGGGGUGCAGGAAAUGUGUCGCUGUCAUUUUGUUUUUAAAAGUAAAGGAAUAUUUCAGGAAACGACAGCAUUAGCUGAUUCAAAGUUAGGGAUACCAAGAUGUUUAGUUAACUAGCAGCCUGAUCAAUGGGGUGAAAGUGACAGUAGCCCGUGUUCAUUCCUGGGUGAAAUGUUACUGCACCCCUACAAUGCGGUGAACUCCUCUGAAUCCAUGUGUUAUUGUUUCUAAUGUGUGUUUUUGUACAAAGAAUAAAAAUGACCUCUGAAUGUAAA
Molecule: messenger RNA, 3509 nt
Organism: Polyodon spathula (Mississippi paddlefish)
Lineage: Eukaryota; Metazoa; Chordata; Actinopteri; Acipenseriformes; Polyodontidae
Product: GEM-interacting protein-like
Exons: 12
Coding region: 187-2595 (802 amino acids)
Biological process (GO): negative regulation of GTPase activity; activation of GTPase activity; signal transduction
Cellular component (GO): plasma membrane
Molecular function (GO): GTPase activator activity
Source: RefSeq, a predicted model, not a curated record